AUGGGGGUGCUGAUGUCCAGGCGGCAGACAGUGGAGAAGGUGCAGAAGGACAGCUUGGCUGUGUCGGCCUUUAAGGACGGGCUGCGGGAACAGCCAUCAACAUGGCAGCAGGCAGGUGGGGGGGGGGCAGAGUUGGGGGGCACGUGCCGGGGAACGUUGGAGCAGGCAGUGCAGGAGGGAGAGGAGGAAGUGUCGGUGGGGCCCUCCCAGCUGGAGGAGAGCAGCACCAGCAAGGCAGCCUGGGAACGGCUGCGGGACGGCUGGGGCUUGGAGCCGGAGGAGUUUGACCGAGCCAACAGGUUCACGCCGCCCACCUUCAUCCGGUCCAAGCGGGAACUGCACGAUGACAAGCCCCUGGACAUCAGCCUGGAGCAGCGGGAGCAGGUCCUCAACGACGAAAUGUGCGAGAUCUGCAAGGUGUGGACGGCUGAUAGCCUCUUCCCCUGCCGCAUCUGCAGCUGGAUGUACCACAAUGGCUGCCUGUGCCGCAUGGGCUACCUGCAGAACAACAGUGCCAUGGAGGUGAUGGAGACAGCACACACCGAGACGGGCUGGAGCUGCUACUACUGCGACAACCUCAAUCUCCUGCUGACG
This is a messenger RNA of Nipponia nippon (crested ibis), 594 nucleotides long. The record is from RefSeq and is a predicted model, not a curated record. NCBI's taxonomy places the organism in Eukaryota, Metazoa, Chordata, Aves, Pelecaniformes, Threskiornithidae.